Molecule: messenger RNA, 1056 nt
Organism: Lactuca virosa
Lineage: Eukaryota; Viridiplantae; Streptophyta; Magnoliopsida; Asterales; Asteraceae
Source: the annotation of a GenBank genome assembly
AUGUCCAUAUAUGAAAUUAACCAUCAUUCCUUCAUUGAUCUCUUGUCUCUGACCAAUUUUGAAUGCAUAGCCUUCGCGCCUCCAAAAUUUCGUCCAGAUAUGGAGUUAAUCAUCAUUCCUUUAUCGAUUUCCCGUCUCCACCUAAGUCCUUCAUUACCCCUCGAAACUCACAAGUUCACAGUCCUUCACAACGACCUGCGACCCUUCUCCGAUCUCCCACACCCGGCGACCCUCCUCCGACCUCCGGCGCCUGCAAAUCUCUCCGAUAGUUGGCGUUUUGGAACUUGUGCCCCUUUCGCACUGGUAAGAUUUUGUUGGUUUGUACAUGCUAAAGUUAUACCUACGAUGACAUCAAAAUCAAAGAGAAAAGAACAAGAGAGGAAUUGGUUGGAGGUCCCAUAUGAUGUAAUGGCUAAUAUUCUACAAAGACUUCUUGAGUAUGUUGCUAGUAGAUCAAGCAAACUAAGACGUCUUGAAAUCUCAUGUUGUUAUGAGGAUCCGUAUGAAAGUUGGAUUGAAGCUUUGAAGAAAUUUCCAUUAUUAGAGGAGCUCAGUAUCUACCUAACGGAUAUCCCAAAAGAAGCUAUUGAAACUUUAGGGCGUUGUUGUCCCAUGUUAAAAACACUGAAACUUAAUGACAACCCAUUGAGAAACCGUGAGUUCCCAAGGGUUGCUAAUGAGAGAGCAAUAGCAAUUGGAGAGAACUUACGUGAGUUAGGUCACCUUGAACUCAUUGGAGACAACAUGUCGAAUAUUGGGUUAGAGGUGAUUCUUGAUAGAUGUUGCCACCUUGAAUCACUUGACUUGCGUACAUGUUUUUACCUUGAUCUUGAGGAGGGAGAUCCAGAUCCAAUUGGGAAAAUAAAAUGUUUGGACAAGAAUAUUGAAUGUGUAAAACUGCCAAAAGAUUCUCUUAGUGGAUACAUAUAUAGGGAGUUUUUAUAUGACUAUGAUGACUGUAUUCAGACUUUCUUCGGGUUUCUUGAUGAUGAUGACGAUUUACCAAACAUGGAGGAGUUGAGGAAGACAUUGGCUUCCCAGUCCAUGCUUGAAUAA